AUGAACGCCAGCUUCCUCCACAUCCUAAAAUCAAAAAAAGAACUCAUUCCCCUGGUUGGAAUAGUGUCCCUUGCAGCAGUUGGGGCGCUCUCUUUUUCUGCGUAUUCCCUGUUCAGCAAAUCCGAUGUGAUCAUUAACAAGAGUGGCAACCCAGAACCAUGGGAAACUGUUGAUCCUACCAAACCUCAGAAGCUCUUAACAAUCAAUCAGAAAUGGAAACCUGUAGAAGAGCUGGAACAAGUCAAAAAGCUUACGAAGUGA
This is a messenger RNA of Merops nubicus (carmine bee-eater), 261 nucleotides long. It is a transcript of the gene COXFA4L3, whose product is annotated as chromosome unknown open reading frame, human C15orf48. Bases 1 to 261 code for a protein of 86 amino acids. Lineage: Eukaryota; Metazoa; Chordata; Aves; Coraciiformes; Meropidae. The record is from RefSeq and is a predicted model, not a curated record. The transcript has 4 exons.